Molecule: messenger RNA, 1597 nt
Organism: Populus nigra (black poplar)
Lineage: Eukaryota; Viridiplantae; Streptophyta; Magnoliopsida; Malpighiales; Salicaceae
Exons: 4
Biological process (GO): regulation of flower development
Cellular component (GO): nucleus
Molecular function (GO): protein binding
Source: RefSeq, a predicted model, not a curated record
UUACAGGAUGAUGUUUCGAGCCCCGUCAGUGACCAAAUUUUGGAAUUCUGUGACCCUGAAUUCUUCCAAGAAACCCUGCAAAACUCAGAAGUCACUUCCAGCUCAAAUUGUUGCUAUGAGGAGAACUCUUCCUGUGCUAACAAUCUUCCAUUGCCACCAGAUAUCGACAAGUACAAUAGCUACCAAGAUAACAAUGGUAAUCAUAACAGCGCAACCCCUAUAACCACAACCACUGGCACCACAACAAUUACAGCUGCCAAUAUUCACAACAUCAAUAGUAAUCUGUCCAUAAUAUUUGACUCCCAGGAUGAGCUUGAUAAUGUACUCUCAGCUUCCAUAGACUUUUCUCCAUCUCCCACCUUGUCUGUCCCUCAAUUUAUCUCUACCCAGAAUGACCAUUUUGAUUUCUCUUUAGUACAACCCCAACUCACAUUAACAAAUCUUGUAUCUACUGAUGGUCUCUCCCAGUACCCUGCUGCCCCACUCACGGCACAUCCAUUGUCAUCUGUUUUUGAAGAAGAUUGCCUGUCCUCGGUGCCUUCUUAUGUACCUUUGAACCCAUCAUCACCUUCUUGUUCGUUUCUUGGACCUGCAGUGGGUGCUUACAUGCCUGCUGGAACUCUGAAUGCCGCCUCAUUAUCCGCUGACAGUUCUGGUAUGUUCGAUGGUGGUAUUAUUAUGGGUUCUGAAUGGCAAACACUAGAAUUGGAUUUUCAGGGUGAUAAUGGUGGAAUUUAUUGUCCUGAUUCCCUCCAGCAUGUUCUUAACCCUCGUGAUCUACAGGCACUUGGCAAUGAAACUCCAAAUUUGGUGGGGGGGCAUGUUAGUUCUGCUCCCUUAACAUCAGAGAUUUCAAGUUUGGAAGAUUCAACUUUCAAGGCGGGCAAACUUUCUGUUGAGCAAAGGAGGGAGAAAAUCCAUAGGUAUAUGAAGAAAAGGAAUGAGAGGAAUUUCAGCAAGAAAAUAAAGUAUGCCUGCCGCAAAACACUGGCAGACAGCCGGCCUCGAGUCAGAGGAAGGUUCGCAAAGAAUGAUGAUUUUGGUGACAUUCACAGGACUGUUAGCAGCCAUCAUGAAGAUGAUGAGGAUGAAGAAGCAGUAAUGAAAGAAGAAGAUGUGAUUGGUUCGGAUAUUUUUGCUCACAUCAGUGGUGUGAACUCCUUCGAAUGCAAUUAUUCUAUCCAGUCCUGGAUUAACUAGCUUGCCCAUCUCUACAAUUUUGAAGGAUCCCGUUUCAGUCAAGAUGUUAACUUUCCAGGUUAAAUCUAUAAUAAAAGAAAUCCAAUAAUUGGGUGGUCCGUAGAAUAUCCUAGUCCGUCCAGGCAUAUAUGAAUGAUUGUGUCAGGACUGUGUAGACACUUGAAUAACAAGGUAGCUUAUGUAGAUAAUAUGUAUCCCUACCCAUCUCCAAGAUCCAGCAGAUCUGUUAAAUGCUGUGGCAUCUUAUUGUGAGUAGUAGCUGAGCAAGUUUGUCAAUGAAAGUUGUUUUUGUUUACUCAUGUGUACGAGCAAUUAGAAGUGCUCGAUCCAUUUACGGUUUACCUCGAUUUAUUUACUUGCAGAAAUAAAUACAUCAAUCGGGAUUGAUUUAUAGCUA